Messenger RNA from Tripterygium wilfordii, 756 nucleotides. RefSeq lists its product as uncharacterized. Bases 1 to 756 code for a protein of 251 amino acids. NCBI's taxonomy places the organism in Eukaryota, Viridiplantae, Streptophyta, Magnoliopsida, Celastrales, Celastraceae. The transcript has 2 exons. The record is from RefSeq and is a predicted model, not a curated record.
AUGGGUUUGGAUCCAUCUUUUGCUGAUCCAGCCAUCCAGGUGUGUAGGUCAACUUGGACGCAUAUUUGGGCCUUGAGCUACACUUGCGUAAUUGAGUCUCUAGCCAUGUCACGGUGCUUUCUUUACCCGCCUCCGGGGUAUGUGAGGAGCCAUUCUGGUGGUUUGGCCUUGUCCGAAUCGAUUGAGAAGAAGCGGCGGAGGCGAGAGAGGAGGAAGGAGAAGAAAGAACGUAGUAAGAAGGGAAUAUUCUUUGAUAUUGAUGACGAUACAGUGAAAAAGCACAACGGUGGGUACAUAUCGGAGUUGAAAGUAGAAGAACAAGAAGUUGAGCAAUCAGAGAUGAGUAGUCUGACCGAAGAACAUGAGCAGACUGUCUCGUCUGAUGGACCACAGAGUAGCAAAAAGAGGAAAGCCUCAUCAUCGUCGAAUGGCAGUGAUCACGAAGAGAACAUUAAUACUGUUCGGAGGAUUAAAUCGACCUUGCGAAAGCACAAAGAACAAUGUUGUUCGGAGGAUUUAGUCAAAGUUCCUGCUCCUACUCUGGACGAUAUAAUAAGUCCCAAUUCGAGGCAGAAAGCAGCAUCUCUGUACAGAGAUUUCAUUGAAGAGUGGUUUUCACAGAGUUUGGAUGCUGAAGAUUGGCUUCUCAGUUCAAAAAGAAUUGCAGAAUCCCCUAAUGUUGCCAGUCUAUGGCCCAGUGCCCGUUACAUACCUGAGGCUGAUGUAUUUGCUCUCCCUUUUACUCUUCCAUUUUGA